Molecule: messenger RNA, 1182 nt
Organism: Corylus avellana
Lineage: Eukaryota; Viridiplantae; Streptophyta; Magnoliopsida; Fagales; Betulaceae
Product: F-box protein At3g07870-like
Molecular function (GO): protein binding
Source: RefSeq, a predicted model, not a curated record
AUGAACCCUGGCGACGGCUUCCGGGCAAAACAAGCUACCAUGGGGAUGACGGCUAAGCAAAAGCAGUUUCCGUUGGAUGUACUAUUCGACAUCUUUUCCCAGCUACCCAUCAAGACACUCUUGCGCUUCAGGUGUGUCUCUCCGCUGUGGUGCACCAUCAUCGACGAUCCAGACCUUGCUCGCACGCACCGACUCCGACGUGUUGAAGAACCCAAAAUUCUACUUCUUGAAGCCACGCACAAACCGCUAGACCCAGUGUUUCGAGAAGAUAGGAGUGGGCUCUUAUGGUUUGUAAAUGGCAAAGCAGCGUAUUCUCUUGAGGGCUGCUGCAAUGGGUUGCUUUGCUUCACAAGACCUUUCUGGUCUUAUAACCAUAGCCCUUUGUUUUUGGUUAAUCCUCAAAGGCAACAAGUUGUAGAGCUGCAACGUCCCCCUUGCAAAGGCGCCCCGUGGCCUCCAGUGCAUGAUACAGUGUGCAGUUGUAGUUAUGGUUUGGGGUUUGAUUGUUCAACAAAUACGUACAAGAUUGUUGGAGUUUUUUUCAAUGGAAAAAAUACAGGCGAUGAUGAUUUAUGUGCCCAAGUGUACACUCUUGGAAGAGGUCGAUCCUCAUGGAGAGCCGUUAAAGGUCCUCCUAAAACCACAAUUAGGAGUCGUAACUGUAUCCAUGGAAGGCCUGUAUAUGCAUGUGGAGCACUUCAUUGGCUUGUUAUGCGUACACAUAAUCAUAUUCAAUACAAGAUUGUUUAUUUUGAUGUUGGAAAGGAGGAAUUUGGGUUGAUUUAUCCACCCAGAUUUCAGUCUGAGUCCUGUCAUUUAGUUGAUCUCGGAGGAGACUUAGCAAUGGCCGUUGUUGGUGGAUCAUAUUAUUAUACGGAAAUCGAGAUAUGUGUAAUGAAGGAAUAUGAUCAAAAGAAAGAGUGGGUCAAAGAAUACACGAUCUGUCUUGCAGAUCUGCAAGAGAUGCAUCAAGAGAUAAGAGGUGAUAACUUUAAUGUUAUUGGGCUAUUUGAAGAUAGUGAAAUACUAGUGAAGGUGACCAACGAAAACUUCCUCUUCUAUAAUACAAAGACUGGCCUGCUAAAGUACAAGCGCCACCAUAUCCCAAGGCUCGAUUAUGACACAGAAAUCCUAUAUCACAUGGGUACCCUACUAUCAAUUGCUCUGUUUCGGGAAGAGUAA